CACAACUCUUGGCUUAGGGAGAGGCCGCCAUUGUUUUUCUUCGUUCCAGCAGAUUGGUUGUUUUCUCAUUCAACUCACGAGAUGUCUCACCGAAAGUUUGAGCACCCAAGACAUGGUUCGUUGGGAUUUCUUCCUAGGAAAAGGGCUGUGCGGCAUAGAGGAAAAGUGAAGUCCUUCCCCAAGGAUGAUCCAUCCAGGCCAUGUAGAUAAACUGCAUUUCUAGGAUACAAGGCUGGGAUGACUCACAUUGUUCGAGAGGUUGAGAAACCUGGUUCAAAACUGCAUAAGAAGGAGACCUGUGAAGCAGUGACAAUCAUAGAAACACCACCUACGGUUGUAGUUGGGGUUGUUGGAUAUAUUAAAACACCCCGUGGCUUGCGUUCACUUGGGACUGUUUGGGCUCAGCAUCUUAACGAGGAAGUGAAGAGGCGAUUUUACAAUAAUUUUGCCAAGUCCAAGAAAAAGGCAUUUGUCAAGUACUCCAAGAAAUAUGAAACUGAGGAAGGGAAGAAGGAUAUCCAGUCUCAAUUGGAAAAACUGAAGAAGUACUGUACUGUGAUUCGUGUCUUGGCUCAUACCCAGAUUCGAAAGAUGAAGGGGUUGAAGCAAAAGAAAGCCCAUCUGAUGGAGAUCCAAAUAAAUGGUGGAGAUAUUUCUCAAAAGGUUGACUUUGCUUACGGCUUUUUUGAGAAACAGGUUCCCGUCGAUGCCAUAUUUCAGAAGGACGAGAUGAUUGAUAUAAUUGGUGUGACAAAGGGUAAGGGUUAUGAAGGUGUGGUUACUCGAUGGGGUGUUGCCCGUCUUCCUCGUAAGACUCACAGAGGUUUGCGUAAGGUUGCUUGUAUUGGUGCUUGGCAUCCUGCAAGGGUUUUCUACACAGUUGCUAGGGCUGGUCAAAACGGAUACCACCACCGGACUGAGAUGAACAAAAAGAUUUACAGGCUUGGGAAGGUUAGACAGGAGUCUCACACAGCACUCACCGAGUUUGAUAGUAGGACGGCCGUUUAGUGCGGGAACGACCUGUUCGUAAAAAUUCGCGAAUGAUUCGGAGAAUUGCUAACUAGGCCAGGAGUUGGGUUUUUUUUUUUUUUGAGACGGAAGGGGUAAAAUUUUAUUAAGAAAAGGAAAAAAGAAAUUUACAAUCCAAUUGAUUCAUCCCAAAAUCCACACUACAGCUCAAACCCAUCCUACAAAAGGUGAAGCCGAAAACUAGAAAAAGCAUACCUUUCUCGGCCUUUUGGCUAAGAUCAAGUGUAGUAUCUGUUCUUAUCAGUUUAGUAUCUGAUAUGUGAGCCAUCAACGGCACAUUUCCGCAACUGACUGCAUCCAAUACCUUGCCUGCAAUCUCCUACUAACUUAAGUUUGACACCCCACAUUAUGAGAUCACAUUUCUCGCCUUCAAGUACACUCAGUCAGAACCUCACACGGAUCAUUAAACUCUGCAAGAUCAUAUUUUCAUCUGCCUCGGACAUGAGAGCACUUUCUAAAUGAACAGAAACCAGUAAUUCUGUGAAUAACAAGAGCAGUUUCAAAAAACACGUUUCAACUUCGGAUAUUUCUUUCACUGCCAGCUAUAACUAAUUUCAACAGAAAGAUUUACUUUCACUAAUUACUGAUUCAUAGCAAGCUUAAAGGUGGAGCAUUUGUUUUCAGACUUGACUAUAAAGGCCAAUCAUCACAGCUUCACAAUUUGUGGUGAUUUUAGGAGUGCCAUUGAGAUAGGCCUUGUUUUCAGGUGUGUGAAUUUAUUGAUCUGGAUGUGGGAAAGGAGCACUAUUCUGAGGUUGCAAUAUUCGACAGUUUGAAUGAGAAACUGCAAUAAAAAACUUGAGGCCAUUGGGAAGCAGUGUCCCUUUGAACUUCUAAAGCACCAAAGGAAGACUCCGAGACUUGCUUACAACGAAAAGUUCAAAUGGUUUUGAAGUAAGCUCUAUUCCUGAAGGUUAACACUGGAUUGGUACCAUGACUUCUUUGCACACAUUCCCAGUUAAUUCGUUGAACCUGAGUGAUGGUUAAAUUCUUAGCCACAGAACAACCAAACGCUCAACCUCCGCAAGCAAAUAUGAGGGGAAAAAAGAACAAACAGAUAUGAGGAAAAAAAAUGAGGAAAAAAAAAAUGAGAUAGGAUCAGUUAAUCUACUUUAAGAUAGGAUCCUCUGAAACUCUUUAAAAUUUCAUGAAGCAAGAAAUGGAUAUAUGUCUGGGACCAGUUAAGAAGCUGCCUCGAUAGAAUGGAAAUUAUAGGGAAGUUGUGCUUCAAGAUUUGCAAUCAAAACGGCCGAACAUGGACUGAAAUUGGAUCGUUAAAUCUAAAGUUUCAAGGUUAAAACAGUUUUUGUCCUUGUCCGAAUUUGAACACCCCGUCCAGUUGGUAAAAAUAUUGGAUUCUUAGUUUUGACAGAGAAAGGCUUCACCAUUCAGUGUGUUCUUACAGUUGCACGGAGUGAAUCCAUAUCGAGAAAGCUCUGCACCCAGGAAACACGUUCAAGCUUUAUGGCUUUAGAUGUGCGCACACCUGCUAACCAAGCAAAUAGAUUUAGGGAGUUUAUGUUAUCUGAUAUCGAUAGCAGGCUCAAAUGAAGGCGGUGCAUCUGUUUCCAGACUUGACUAUAAAGGCCGCUUUGCUUGCGUAGCUAAAUCACCGCAACUUCACAAGCAGAUGGCAAUUUGUGGUGGUUUUGGGUGUGUCUUUAUUUGUUUGCUUCGAAGCAUUUUGAUUUCCACUGGGAACCCAAGUUUUUCGAGCACAUGUUAACUUUGUUACACUAAAACGGAAGGGUUGAUGUUUGAGAUUUCA
Messenger RNA from Papaver somniferum (opium poppy), 2797 nucleotides. Its product is annotated as 60S ribosomal protein L3-2-like. NCBI's taxonomy places the organism in Eukaryota, Viridiplantae, Streptophyta, Magnoliopsida, Ranunculales, Papaveraceae. The record is from RefSeq and is a predicted model, not a curated record. The coding region runs from base 238 to 1008 and encodes 256 amino acids. Gene Ontology annotation, biological process: ribosomal large subunit assembly; translation. Gene Ontology annotation, molecular function: structural constituent of ribosome; RNA binding. Gene Ontology annotation, cellular component: cytosolic large ribosomal subunit; ribosome. The transcript is spliced from 6 exons.